CAUUGUUAGAGUAGCAGAAGAAGCGUUCGUUAUUUAUGUUUAUUUAUAUUUAUUUAUAACCCGCGCGUUUCGUAUCUACACUGCACUGAAUUUCGCGCCCCGAUGCUUUUACAUCAGUUCGUGAAUGGGACGUUGGAAACGAUGUCUCCCAGUAUUCAGAAAGACACGACUUUCACCAAGAUCUUCGUCGGCGGUCUGCCGUAUCACACCACGGACGCGUCGCUCCGCAAAUACUUCGAGACUUUCGGCGACAUCGAUGAAGCCGUGGUAAUAACGGACCGACAAACUGGGAAAUCCAGAGGAUAUGGCUUUGUCACAAUGAUAGAUAAAAGUGCAGCCGAGAGAGCUUGUAAAGAUCCCAACCCUAUUAUUGAUGGACGCAAAGCUAAUGUCAACCUGGCGUACCUCGGGGCCAAACCACGCAGUCCACUGACAGGAUACUCUUCUGGAGUACAGCAGGUUCAUCCAGCCCUGAUCCAGAGGCAGUAUGGACUCAGCCAGCCAUAUGUUUACCCUCAGGCCUUCCUGCAGCCCAGUCUGGUUCUGCCGGCACAGGUCACCUCCUCCUCCUCCUCCUCCUCCUCCUCCACGACUCCUUACCUUGACUUCAGCACUGCCUACAACCAGUACGCCUCCUCAGCCUUCGAGCAGUAUCCCUACGCCCCCUCGCCAGGCUUCCUGAGCUACAUGUACCCGCCGGGCACCCCCGGGCUGUCCUCCGCCUCCUCCACCCCGCUCUCCGUCGGCGGCGCCCCGACCGCAGCCUUCAUCCAGAUCCCUCCUCAUCAGCUCCACACCGACCGCCUUUAGGACAGGCCACAAGGACCGACCGGGUAAUGCUGAAAUUGCACUAGAACAUCCUCAUUAUGGGACAGGGAACUGUGACAUCAUCAGCCUGUGACUGGGGUCACAUACAAAGGGCUUCAAGUUCUUCUGCUUUUCAUU
Molecule: messenger RNA, 945 nt
Organism: Rhinichthys klamathensis goyatoka
Lineage: Eukaryota; Metazoa; Chordata; Actinopteri; Cypriniformes; Leuciscidae
Gene: rbm38
Product: RNA binding motif protein 38
Exons: 4
Coding region: 103-810 (235 amino acids)
Cellular component (GO): cytosol
Molecular function (GO): RNA binding
Source: RefSeq, a predicted model, not a curated record